AUGUCGGCUUCGGAGAAAUUUGAUACGGCCGGAUUGGAACUCUCGGCCGUGUUCGAAGAAUUCGACCUCCCAGCAAGCAAUCAAAGAGUCGUCACUACAUCUCAGAAUCAGACAUUCACCACGCCUCUCGCGUUACGUGCAGUUCCUAGAGAUGAGGAAAUAACCCUUGACUCGGUCAUCGAUCGUAUCCAAAAUCUCCAGGGGAAGGACGGACUACUCACGAAAGCACUGGCCCGCCAUGGAACCAUACUGUUCAGAGGGCUGCCCAUUUCCUCGGCAGAUGAUUUCAGUCGCUUCGCCCAUGCCUUUGGGUACAAGCCCCAUGAAAUUAUAGGCAUCGUGGUCGAUAGGCCGGUGCUAGCACCCAACGUAGCUCCGGCGAACGAGGCACCUAAACAUGUCGAGAUCUAUAACCAUAACGAAUCACCCCAGGUCCCUCACGCCCCUGAAUACAUCUUCUUUUACGGCCACAAAGUGCCUGUUAAAGGUGGUCAGACACCUAUUUCAUCCUCGAUUGAGUUGUUCGCACGUGCACAGCAAGAAAUUCCAGAAUUCAUCCAAAAGCUUAGCGAGGAAGGCCUCCUCAGCAAAGUCACAUAUAAGUUUGAUCGACAGUACACCGGAGGAUCUACUCUGAGGGAAGCCUUUGGAAAGGAGAUCAAGGACGAAGAUGACGAUGCAACCCGGCGUGCAAAAAUAGAAGCACAGAUUGGUCGCUAUGGGCGCGGGAAACACACCACAUGGGAAUGGAUCGACGAUGGUAUCAUAGUCUCGCACAGAAUCCCAGUUAUCCGCACCCAGCCAAGCACCAAUCUCCCAGUUUUAUUUACCGGCUUGGCUGCGUAUUGGAAGAAUUCUCAGGGCGGAUCGAGUACCCGCAAGCAAAUCACGGAGCAACUAUACGGAGAUGGCACGCCUAUCCCAGAUCACUACCUCGAGAAGCUGGCAAAGAUAACAGAUGAAAUUCGCGUACUGCAUAAAUGGGAAAAGGGGGACGUGCUCGUUUAUGAUAAUAUCAUCUCCCAGCAUGGGAGGCAGCCGUGGGAGGGCGAGCAGUCUGAUCGUGUGAUCAUGGCAAGCUUAUUUGACGGUCAACAUCUUCCCGGGGCAUACACAAAUGCUGAUUGGGCCCAGGUUGUCCAGGCUCUUCCAGGUUGA
Molecule: messenger RNA, 1158 nt
Organism: Clonostachys rhizophaga
Lineage: Eukaryota; Fungi; Ascomycota; Sordariomycetes; Hypocreales; Bionectriaceae
Source: the annotation of a GenBank genome assembly